CAUAUCCGGCAGACUAUCGCUUCCGGAUGCGGUGGAGCAGCUAAGACGAAGGAAAGCGCCGCUCCUACAAGGAUUAAUUAAAAUGACAAGACGCUGUCGGUGCAGUUAGCAUUGCUCGCAUUAAAUUCGCGAAGACAGACUCAACCAUUUCGGGCUGUUUGUUGCUUUUAGUCUUCCUUCGACCAAUUGAGUUGUUUUGCGGAGUGUUUAUUAUCCUCGAGCUGCUAGCUUAAGCUCCGGCUAGCUGGUGCGCAGACAAACGGCUUCUGUCUGAGAUGAUAAUCGCACUCGCUGCCGUUUAACCUGAUAUAGCACGCCCUCUUUUCCGUGUUCAGGUGUGUGCAGCUGUCUGCCUGCUUCGGCUGUAUUUUUGGAAGCGUUUAGGUCGUUUUUUGUUGGACGAGGUGAGAACGCAACAAAGGGUUUCUACACACAGGGUUUUGGCCAUCCUGGCAUACAGUCCGGUCGUUUAAAAGACAAAAACAAAGCGACUAUAACAACUCGUCUGUAAAACUUUACAAAAUGCCUGGAAUCUGGACUUCCGUCUCUUCCAGGAAAAGCUUGCCGAUAGUUGGUAAAUAACACUUCCCUGUCAGCUGCUAGGCUCCACUACUUUGUCCUUGUUCCGCUGACAGGGCGCUCGACACUACAUUCCGCGUUGGAUCUGAAGAGGAAGGCGACAACCUUUAUUUGUUUUAUCCCCGUUUGGCUAAGCAAAGUUUAUUUUUUCCACACGCAAAGAUCUUCAGCUCAACAGUGAAGGAUGAAUGGCCUCUCUCUCAGAGAGCUCUGCUGCCUGUUCUGCUGCCCACCAUGCCCGAGCCGCAUCGCAGCCAAGCUGGCCUUCCUGCCUCCGGAGCCCACGUACGCCUUUCUGCCGGACCCUGAAACGGGCCCGCCCACUCCGGGCGCAACCGGGACGUCGAGCCUGCGGUCAAGGAGUGGAGCCUCGGUUUCUGGAAGCGGGGGAGCUGGUGGCGUGGAGGGGAGGUGGAAGCUUCACCUGACAGAGCGGGCCGAGUAUCAGUACUCCCAGCGAGAGCUCGACACCAUCGAGGUCUUCCUCACUCGCUCCAGCAGGGGCAACAAAGUCGGCUGCAUGUAUGUGCGCUGCUCACCGAACGCCAGAUUUACCGUGCUUUUCUCACAUGGCAACGCGGUCGACCUUGGCCAGAUGAGCAGCUUCUACCUCGGCCUCGGCACUCGUAUCAACUGCAACAUCUUCUCCUACGACUACUCCGGUUAUGGAGUCAGUACGGGAAAGCCCACCGAGAAGAACCUGUACGCCGACAUAGACGCCGCCUGGCACGCUCUGCGUACACGAUAUUGCAUAGUCCCAGAGAACAUCAUCCUGUACGGCCAGAGCAUCGGCACCGUUCCCACCGUGGACUUGGCGUCGCGGUACGAGUGCGCUGCCGUGGUUCUUCACUCACCGUUAACGUCGGGGAUGAGAGUUGCCUUCCCUGAAACGAAGAAGACCUACUGCUUUGACGCUUUCCCCAACAUUGAAAAGGUGUCUAAAAUCACUUCUCCGGUUCUCAUCAUCCACGGCACGGAGGAUGAGGUGAUCGACUUUUCCCACGGCUUGGCCCUGUACGAGCGCUGCCCUAAGGCCGUUGAGCCCCUGUGGGUGGAGGGAGCGGGACACAAUGACAUUGAGCUGUACAGCCAGUAUCUGGACCGCCUGCGACAUUUCAUUGGACAGGAAUUGGCCGUUCAACACGCCUGACCUCCACAACCACAUCAUCAUGUCGUUAGAUUCCUCCUCUGGCACGUAAAGAGCCGCCUCUCUGUGUGUCCUCUUAACUUUCCACCACGGCCCGCAUAGUGUCCCACACACUGUUACUGCGGGCCUUAAAACGGACCACGGACCCACGAGGCUCAAAGGAAAUCCUUUAAAAUCAGAAAUGUUUAAGUGCGGAAGACGACGUUUAGACUGUUUCAUUUAGCAGAAACCUAAAUAGUACUGAUCAUGUUUUAACAGGGCAGUUAAUGCAUCUCUAUCCUGUGCAAUACCAUGGACCCAGUCCACAGAAGAAUGACUUGAUGGUGUUUUAAAGAAGAAACUGCUAAGAAACCACGCCGGUUUUCUUGUCCACUGAUACCGCGUGUGUGUGUGAGUGCGUGUGUGUAAAACUUUAAUCUGUUAACUAAAGUUGGCAGAGUAACGUCGAAGCAUGAGAAACACUUUUGUUGAAAAAGUCUUCAUGCUGUAAAACAGGGAUUUUUGUUUUGUUUGUUUUACAGAGAUUUCAAAGGAGAUUCCAUAUCUGAUUUUACUUCAAUUCUAACGCCUCUAGAAUCAAGGGAAAAACCAUAGACAAGAUAAUAGUGAUAAUAAAUACAGUUUCAGGUUAGAUUUGAUUUCCUGUGGUCUUUGGAGUGGCAUUGGACUGCGUUGCGUUGGAGGACCGUUUUGUCUUACUUACGCGUGUACUGUGGUCCGUAUUUCUAGGGGGAAAGGGAAAUCUGUACGGAAAUAAGUUUAUAUUCCGAGUCUUUGAUUUAGUUUCCACUGCACUCAAUGUUCUGCUCAGGUAACCCUGUUUUUGACAUUGGAUGUCGGCGUAUUCUUCGUUUAGUGUGCUCUGAGCUGGAUUCGUGUCAUCUCUAAUUGUAAACCAAGUAAUAAACCAAAGUUUGAUCUAAAAACUACGGUACUGAUCACAGCAAAGGUUGGUGAGAGUUGGACCUCCAUGUCUUCCUCUCAGCAACACGCGCGGAUCCCGGUAGGGGGAGCGGGAUUGACUAGAUUUGGAGAGAAGAACGGCUUUCAGUACCCGUCUCGUUUCUUCGUUUAGUGAAAUGUUCGAGAGUCUGUUGGCUCUUUUUGUUUCGUCUGUCCUGCUUAUCUCUCACGCCACCUCACAGCUGCACAUUUUUCUGCAACACCAAGGUUGCCACUAACACUAAACAGGCAUUGGUCGUCUACGCCAAGCCUGUAAAUGUUGUUUUUUCUAUAUAUAUAGUAAUACUGUUGGUUUUAACUCAAACCUGAGGCUCAUUUCUGCCAUCAUAUAGUGAAUAAAACUUCCAUUGUGAAGAAAUAAGUUAUCUAGGUGCAGUUCAGUUAAUUUCUAUUAGUGACUGAGCUUCAUUCCCAGCAUGUUCGGUGAAAUACAGAGGCAUACCAGUGAAGUAACGUGGUUCGCUGGCUGUUUUGGGGCUAAUUUUCGUUAUUCUGUCAUUUUUAACCACUAUCAUUUAGUAAAACAUCAAGAUGAAAGUAGAAUUGUCCCCAUUUCCUUCAGUGCAUUUAUUAACCCGUAAAGUCUCUGUGCACCUCCAUAGAAGAGCUGCGUCAUCACAAAUCUUGAUCUGUAUUUUUUAUUUUCUUGCAACACUUAUUUUUGUUUGUUUUUGCAGAUCAUUUUAAUUUUUUUCUACCAUCACAAAGAUUUUAUACAAUUUUUUUUUUUUAAUGUGGCUGAUCUGUCCAUUCAGGUUAACUAAAAAGGAAAAUAAAUGUUCCUCGACCACUAUAUAUAUAUAUAUUUUUUCCCCUAUGCCGUCUGCUUGAUGAGACGGCAAACUAGAAAAUCUUCCAUCUGCAAUGAAAGUUAUUCUGUUUAAUGCUACGGAUACAGCAUCUUUGACACUUAUGGGUCCAUUUUGAGCUCUGAAGAGAUGGACUGCAACAGUUUUCAAGGUUUCUCGUCAUUGUUUUUAAUCGGCGUCAACCAAAGCUGAUGUUUUCUGUCGUCACAUGCUUCAGGGGAAACUAAAUGUUUUUUUGUUUUUUUUUCUUUCCCCCCCUGUCUCAUAUUUACGCCUCUCUGUCUUCUAAGCUGAUUUUGAGUCUGUGUCUGAGUUAUGUCGAUUAACAAACUGUGUGCGCUGAUGGAAACACCAUGACACAGGAACUUGUAGAUCCAGCGGCUCCUAAUGAGCUGCAGGCCUCAUGUUAACACACUCCUGUUGUAUACCAUACUGUCAAUUUUUCCAGUUUUUAAAGGUUUUGUUUUACUCCAAGAGUUGAAGAGAAAGUCAAUAAAACAUACCCAGAAAUGUA
Messenger RNA from Fundulus heteroclitus (mummichog), 4012 nucleotides. RefSeq names its product abhydrolase domain containing 17A, depalmitoylase b (gene abhd17ab). The coding region runs from base 764 to 1729 and encodes 321 amino acids. The record is from RefSeq and is a predicted model, not a curated record. The transcript is spliced from 5 exons. Gene Ontology annotation, biological process: protein depalmitoylation. Gene Ontology annotation, molecular function: palmitoyl-(protein) hydrolase activity. NCBI's taxonomy places the organism in Eukaryota, Metazoa, Chordata, Actinopteri, Cyprinodontiformes, Fundulidae. Gene Ontology annotation, cellular component: endosome membrane; plasma membrane.